Molecule: messenger RNA, 1338 nt
Organism: Procambarus clarkii (red swamp crayfish)
Lineage: Eukaryota; Metazoa; Arthropoda; Malacostraca; Decapoda; Cambaridae
Source: RefSeq, a predicted model, not a curated record
UGCUGUGAGCAGCUUCAGUAACCGCUCAGCCUUCGCAGUGGACGGACCUAUAGUGACCUUUUCGGGGGACUAUUUUUUUCCCCCGCUCACAUUAAUGCAGUGUGCAGUUUCGCUACGAAAAGUGCUUUUACGUAUUGGGUUCUUGAAGCCGCGAUGCAGGAGACCAGCCACUUCCUGAAGGCCGCUCUGCAGGUCGGGCCCUGGAGGAUAACUCGAAGAGUAAUGCUGUUCGUCAUCGUCUUCUGCGUGGUGAUCAUCGUCUUCGGCACCUUCAUCCUCAAGACCCACAGAUUCGACGACGACCACGACUGGGACGACGACGAUGACGACGACGACGACGACGACAAGAAGACCUUCAGCAGCGGCGACUCGGUCAUGCUCGUCAUGAUUGGCCUCUCGGGUAUGGCUGGCCUGGUGACCCUUGGAAGCUGCUUCAUGGCCACCUCCAACAGUCCCCGGCAGCUGGGAAGCGACUCCAACUCCCCAACCUCCUCCGUGUACACUGUGAGUGGGGGCGCAGUGCCCCCUGUCCGGCCCCACCAGCAGCUCUCCCCCAGGCCCUCAGCCCCAGAGUCCGACCAGGAGCCCUACGCCGCUACCCACGGCUCUAACAACAACAACAUCAAGAUGCCCCUACCCCAGCACACCAACGGGUACCCGCAGAAUCCCAGUUACCCGAGGAAUCCACACUACCCGCCCGACCCGCCGCCCAGUUACUCCGCAGCCAGCUAUCCUGUGGGCGGGGCACGGGUGGUGGGGAGGGCAGUGCCCCACACCGCUUUGCGGGUAGUGUCCUGCCCGCCCACUCUCAGCACCAUAGCCGACCUCCCGCCGCCCACACUCAGCACCAUAGCCGACCUCCCGCCGCCCUAUUCCGCCACGCCCGCCCACAGCCCAACGAGGCGGUAGUGGCCACUCCGGCGUCCCUCUCUUCAUCCACUCUCGUCAUACUACAUAUCAUCGUGAUAGUCAUUUGUUUUAUUGUAUAUAAGGUACAUGACUGGCCUCUGGAGCAUGGCAAUAGGUAUAGUGAGCUGGGAUGUGCGCUGAGGGCGUUUUGCUGUGUGUAGAGUGCGCAAAGUUGAGAUCAGAGUGCACUAUGCCCUGUGUAGAGUGCGCUAUGUAAAGGGCAAAGUAUGCUAUACAGUGUGUAGGUUGUACUCUGCUCUAUACUAAGUGCCCCGUGUAGAGUCAACAGAGAAUACAGUGCUCUAUACCCGUGAGAUAUCUCUAUGUCGCUCCAGUGGUGUGUGUCUUAGACAUUAAUCUUCCCUAGAUUUAAGAGACUUAAGCUUCCAAUUUGUAAAGACACAUAUAAUAUAUAUAUUAACUACUGUU